This is a messenger RNA of Saccharomyces eubayanus, 1293 nucleotides long. It is a transcript of the gene RMD1, whose product is annotated as Rmd1p. The transcript has a single exon. The record is from RefSeq and is a predicted model, not a curated record. Lineage: Eukaryota; Fungi; Ascomycota; Saccharomycetes; Saccharomycetales; Saccharomycetaceae. Bases 1 to 1293 code for a protein of 430 amino acids.
AUGGUAGACAGCAAUAAUUACCAACCGGAGCGUCAGGCAUUACUUGAUAAUGACCAGCACCUCUCGAAUAAUAGCAAAUUAUCUUCGAAUCCCAAAAAGUACGUACCCACUCCGCAAGAUACAAGAAAGUCUAGGGCUUCAUAUACAGGAAGUGCCAUGAUUAAUCCCAUAAGUAAACAGAGCCGUACAGGUGCAGGUGCCCAAAGAACAUCACGUACAGCGCAAAAACUAAAACUUCUGCCAGAAGAGCCAUUCCAAAGAGACGACGAAGGACUUACAGACCUAAAGAAUCAGGAAGUGUAUUCCCAGGUAAAUAGAAUAAAAGAUAAGCCCGCGAGAAGAGAUGCUGAAAAGCUAGGAAAGGCUCACAGGCAUUUGCUCCCAAGGUCUACUGCAUAUUGUACUUCUAGCAGUUACAACAUGAAAGAACUGAUAAGAUGGUUAAAGGAUUCUCGAAAGAUACAUCACACCCAUCCAAAAUUAUUCGAUGAAUGUUUGUACACCCCGUUUAUAUACAACGACUGGAGAGGUGACAAAAGAUUUGAACAUGAAGACGUUAUUCGGUUAGACGAUGAAGGUGGUGAAAUUAUUGUUAGUGAUAAGCACCCAGAUUUGUUCAUUUUUGAAUAUGGGGUUGUCGUUAUGUGGGGAUUCACGGAAAGAGAAGAGAAGGCGUUUUUAAAUGAUAUAGAAAAGUUUGAAAAGGAAAAAUUAGCUGAAGAAGAUAUUCAAGUAGAAGAGUUUAAUUAUUAUGUGACAAAAAGUUAUCAACCAAGGAUCUACAACGACUUCAUUACUCUGAGAGACGGCUCGAACUAUAUGGUCAAGCUCUCAAUAUCUCAUGCAAUUGCUCAAAGUGUGAAGAUUUCUUUAUUUGAGGAGUUGGUAGAUAAUACUAUCGAAGAUACUCAGGAUAUACCGCAAGAAAUUGCGUAUAGUGGGAAAGUUUCUAUGAGCAAAGAGGACAUAAUGAAAAGCAUAGGUGAGCUAUUUAUCCUAAGAAUUAACAUAAACUUGCAUGGAUCGGUUUUAGACUCACCUGAGAUUAUGUGGUCAGAGCCUCAACUAGAACCUAUAUAUCAAGCAACUAGAGGGUAUUUGGAAAUCAACCAACGUGUUUCACUUUUGAACCAAAGACUGGAAGUCAUCUCGGAUCUUCUCCAAAUGCUGAAGGAACAACUGGGCCACUCCCAUGAGGAGUACCUUGAAUUCAUUGUUAUAUUACUGGUCGGUGUGGAAGUGCUGAUAUCGGUGAUAAAUAUUGUGGUUGACAUGUUCGCCAGCCAACGUUGA